Messenger RNA from Camellia sinensis, 2649 nucleotides. Its product is annotated as putative beta-D-xylosidase. NCBI's taxonomy places the organism in Eukaryota, Viridiplantae, Streptophyta, Magnoliopsida, Ericales, Theaceae. Gene Ontology annotation, cellular component: apoplast. Gene Ontology annotation, molecular function: alpha-L-arabinofuranosidase activity; xylan 1,4-beta-xylosidase activity. Gene Ontology annotation, biological process: arabinan catabolic process; xylan catabolic process. The record is from RefSeq and is a predicted model, not a curated record.
CACCAUCACUCUCACCCUCACACAAGACCAUAACAAAACUCUAAUAAAAAAAAGAAGAAAUGUAUAGGAAUAAGUCACACACAUAUCUCUCACUACUACUAUCUCUAUUUCUCCUCGCCUCUGCUCCUACAUCCGAGUCUCGCCCCGCUUUCGCAUGCGACGGAGCGACUCGAAACCUGCCCUUCUGCAGGGUAUCCCUGCCCAUACAAGACAGAGUAAGGGACUUGAUCGGACGGCUUACAUUGCAGGAGAAGAUUAGGUUGCUGGUGAACAAUGCGGCCGCGGUGCCCAGGCUGGGGAUCAAAGGCUACGAGUGGUGGUCCGAGGCUCUUCAUGGGGUCUCCAAUGCCGAUCCCGGUGUUAAGUUUGGUGGGGCCUUUCCUGGGGCCACUAGUUUUCCUCAAGUCAUCUCCACCGCUGCUUCUUUCAAUGCCUCACUUUGGGAGCAUAUUGGACGGGUGGUGUCUGAUGAGGCAAGGGCAAUGUACAACGGAGGAAUGGCUGGGCUAACCUACUGGAGCCCAAAUGUGAACAUUUUUAGAGACCCUAGAUGGGGCAGGGGCCAAGAAACUCCCGGCGAAGACCCCGUUUUGGCUGGAAAAUACGCGGCCAGCUACGUCCGGGGACUCCAGGGCAACUCCGGCAACCAGUUGAAGGUGGCUGCUUGUUGCAAACACUACACUGCCUAUGAUCUCGAUAACUGGAACAGCGUCGAUCGAUACCGUUUCAAUGCUAGGGUAAGCAAGCAAGACUUGGCGGACACAUAUGAUGUACCAUUUAAAGCGUGUGUAGUGGAAGGGAAAGUAGCAGGUGUAAUGUGCUCAUACAAUCAAGUUAAUGGCAAACCCACUUGUGCUGACCCUGAUCUCCUCCGCAACACCAUCCGUGGUCAAUGGCACCUCAAUGGUUACAUUGUUUCAGAUUGUAACGCUGUUGGGGUUUUAUAUGACACUCAACACUACACAGCCACACCAGAAGACGCAGCUGCAGCCACCAUCAAAGCAGGCCUGGACUUGGAGUGUGGGCCUUUUUUAGCGAUCCACACCGAGCAGGCCGUACGGCAAGGAAAACUGGGCGAGGCCGAUGUUAAUGGGGCCCUAAUCAAUACGCUUUCGGUCCAGAUGCGUUUGGGCAUGUUUGAUGGUGAGCCGUCGAGUCAGCCAUAUGGGAAUCUAGGCCCAAGAGAUGUAUGUACCCCGGCCCACCAACAGCUAGCCCUCGAGGCAGCCCGGCAAGGCAUUGUGCUUCUACAAAACCGUGGCCGGUCACUGCCACUCUCCACCCAGCUCCACCGUACUGUUGCCGUCAUUGGGCCCAAUUCUGAUGUUACUGUCACUAUGCUCGGAAACUAUGCCGGUGUUGCAUGUGGUUUCACCACUCCCCUACAAGGCAUAGAGAGGUAUGUUAGGACAAUUCAUCAAUCGGGUUGCGACAGUGUUGCUUGCUCCAAUAACCAGCUCUUUGGGGUGGCUGAAACAGCUGCUCGCCAGGCCGAUGCGACGGUCUUAGUGAUGGGCCUUGACCAAUCGAUAGAAACAGAAUUCAAGGACCGGGUAGGGCUCUUAUUACCCGGGCCCCAACAGGAGCUUGUGUCUCGAGUUGCCAUGGCGUCUAGAGGCCCGGUGGUAUUGGUCCUAAUGUCCGGUGGGCCUAUUGAUGUUUCUUUCGCCAAGAACGAUCCUCGUAUUGGGGCCAUCUUGUGGGUUGGGUACCCGGGUCAGGCUGGAGGAACUGCCAUUGCUGAUGUUCUAUUUGGAAGAACCAAUCCAGGAGGAAGGCUACCCAUGACAUGGUAUCCACAGGACUACCUAGCCAAGGCACCAAUGACAAACAUGGCUAUGCGAGCUAACCCAUCUAGUGGCUACCCAGGUCGAACCUACCGGUUCUACAAAGGCCCAGUGGUAUUCCCAUUUGGGCAUGGCAUGAGCUACACCACUUUUGCCCAUGAGCUAGCCCAUGCUCCAACUACUGUUUCAGUACCUCUAACAAGCCUCUAUGGACUCCAAAAUUCAACCACAUUUAACAAUGGCAUAAGGGUCACGCACACAAAUUGUGACACACUAAUACUUGGAAUACACAUUGAUGUAAAAAAUACCGGUGAUAUGGAUGGGACUCACACGAUGCUCGUGUUCUCAACCCCGCCUGUCGGAAAAUGGGGUGCAAAUAAGCAAUUGAUAGGAUUUAAAAAGGUGCAUGUGGUGGCCCGAGGGCGACAAAGGGUUAAGAUUCAUGUUCAUGUAUGCAACCACCUCAGUGUUGUUGACCAAUUCGGAAUUCGAAGAAUUCCAAUAGGUGAACAUAGUCUUCAUAUUGGUGAUAUUAAGCAUUCCAUCUCUCUCCAAGUAACAUUAGACAACAUAAAAACCUAGUGAAUAUCAUGGAGUAACCAUUAUAUAUACCCAAUAACAAAAGCAAGUGUAAAAAUUAAGCAUGCUUAUUAGUCAAUUAAAGCAUAAAAGAAAUUUAAAAAUAAAUAAAUAAAUAAGGGGUUGAUAGAGAAGAUAUUGGAACUAAAUACAUAAAGGGUUGGUUGAAUUUGAUGUUGUAGGUUGCUAAGUGUGCUUGAAAUGUAAUUUGUGCUCCUUAAAGGAUUACUCAAUGGUUGUGGUGAAUAAUAUGUGAAAUAAAUACUACUAUUUAAGUAUGAAA